GGGGCCCCAUGAUCCCCUAUUUCCCGGGGGCCCCAUGAGUUGUCAGUCCGCCCCUGUUGCCUUGUGUCAGUGCUCAUCAGUGCCUCGUGCCAGUGCCUAUCAGUGCCACAUCAAUGCCACAUAUCAGUGCACACCAGUGCACAUCAAUGCCACAUAUCAGUGCCCAUCUGAGCUGCCUUUCAGUGUCAUCCAUCAGUGCCAGUCAGUGCCACCUAUCAAUGUCAAUCAGUGCCACCUAUCAGUGAUGCCAGUCAGUGCAACCUAUCAGUGCCAGUCAGUGCCGCCUAUCAGUGCCAGUCAGUGCUGCCUAUCAGUGUGCCUCAGUGCCAGUCAGUGCAGCCUAUCAGUGCCAGUCAGUGAAGCCUAACAGUGCCAGUCAGUGCCGCUUAACAGUGCCAGUCAGUGCCACCUAACAGUGCCAUAUAUCAGUGCCAUGUAUCAGUGCUGCCUUUCAGUGCCCAUCAGUGAUGCCUGUCAAUGCCCAUCAGUGCCACCUACCAGUGCCUCCUCAUCAGAGCCCAUCGGUGUCACCUAUCAGUGUCCAUCUGUGCAGCCUAUCAGUGCCCAUCACUGCAGCCUCAUUAGCGCACAUCAGUGAAGGAGAAAAAUCACUUAUUUACAAAAUUUUAUAACAAAAAACUAAGAAAAAACAUAUUUUUUUUUCAAAAUUUUCAGUGGUUUUUGGUUUAAGAAAAAAUGA
Staurois parvus is the source of this 700-nucleotide messenger RNA. The record is from the annotation of a GenBank genome assembly. NCBI's taxonomy places the organism in Eukaryota, Metazoa, Chordata, Amphibia, Anura, Ranidae.